Molecule: messenger RNA, 671 nt
Organism: Achroia grisella
Lineage: Eukaryota; Metazoa; Arthropoda; Insecta; Lepidoptera; Pyralidae
Gene: CPR65
Product: pupal cuticle protein Edg-84A-like
Exons: 3
Coding region: 1-609 (202 amino acids)
Cellular component (GO): extracellular matrix
Source: RefSeq, a predicted model, not a curated record
AUGGCUGACGUAGUACAAAAAAGAACAAAGAGGCUGCGUUUGUAUGAUUAUGUAUACAAUGACCUUGACUGGGCACCACCACACCCACACCUUGUUAUACACUGUGAAGAGACACAAUUAAACAGGAUCAUGAUUAAAGAGCUGGCAAUCCUAUUAUACAUGGUGUUGUCUAUAUCAUGUACGGUGUUACAUCAGCCUAUACAUAUACUUCGUGUCCUGAAUUAUGAACACACUCCCAAUUAUAACUUCGCUUAUGAAGUCAACGACGCGCAUACGGGAGACGUGAAAAGUCAGGACGAAUUACGUCGAGGGGACACUGUACUUGGACAAUAUUCUCUAAUACAACCUGAUGGACUUAGAAGAACUGUUGAUUAUAGAACUGACGAUCAUACAGGAUUUCAAGCGACUGUCAACAAUGAUGGACGACCCAUCGAUCAACCAAUAUCAGAUAUAAACGACAACAUGUCUGAAAACAAAAUUGAUGUUCAAAUCAUUCAUCCACUCCCUACUCCAACCAUCGCUACUACUACUCAAGCACCAGCAGCUGUGUCAAGAAUAUCCUUAGUACAAUCCCUUCCCAAUAUCCAUAUAACUGAUCCUUGGAUAUAAUUUCUUGAAGAUAAAACGUAUAUCGAUAAUGUAAGAUAAUAAGGCGACGAAAAUGGACACCG